Clunio marinus is the source of this 180-nucleotide messenger RNA. Lineage: Eukaryota; Metazoa; Arthropoda; Insecta; Diptera; Chironomidae. The record is from the annotation of a GenBank genome assembly.
AUGUUUUUCACCAAAUUGUUUGUUGAUAAAGUAAUAUCAGCAAAGCCACGAAGUCACAAGCAAGCAACCAACCAACCAAUUAUUUAUAAAUGUGAUAACAAACUUGUGUUCAAAUAUCUAACGAAAAACUUCACCAGUCAACCUGCUUACUUAUUUACUUGUGCUUUGAGACUUGCUUGA